GGACCGGAAGGACUCUAGAGAAGGUUCUGCACCAUGGCGGGUCCUGUGAGCUUGCGAGAGCUGCUAAUGGGAGCCUCAGCCUGGGUGGGUUCUGAAAGUCCCGUAGGGUCCCCUACUGAGGGCGGAGGGAGCGCGGCUGGCGGGCCGGAGCCUCCAUGGCGGGAGGAUGAGAUCUGCGUUGUGGGAAUCUUCGGCAAGACGGCUCUACGCCUGAAUUCCGAGAAGUUCUCUCUUGUGAAUACGGUGUGUGACCGACAGGUCUUUCCCCUCUUUCGCCACCAAGAUCCUGGGGAUCCAGGGCCUGGAAUCAGGACUGAGGCUAGCGCCGUGGGCGAGGCCGGUGGAGCCGGGGACCCUGGGGCUGCAGCCGGGGAUCCAGGUCGGGGAAGUGGAGCUACCGCGGAAGGUAACCGAACUGAGGCAGGCUCCCAGGACUACAGCCUUCUGCAGGCCUACUACAAUCAGGAAAGUAAAGUUCUGUAUCUUCUCCUCACUUCCAUCUGUGACAAUUCACAGCUUCUGCGGGCUUGUCGGGCUCUUCAGAGCGGGGAAGCUGGAGGUGGACUCUCUUUGCCUCAUGCAGAAGCACACGAAUUUUGGAAGCAUCAAGAGAAGCUGCAGUGCCUCAGUCUCCUUUACCUAUUCUCUGUCUGUCAUAUCUUGCUUCUGGUCCAUCCCACUUGUUCGUUUGAUAUCACUUACGAUCGAGUAUUCAGAGCCCUGGAUGGUCUGAGACAGAAAGUCCUGCCACUCCUUAAAACAGCUAUUAAGGAUUGUCCAGUUGGCAAAGACUGGAAGCUAAACUGCCGACCUUGCCCACCUAGACUCCUUUUCCUCUUUCAACUCAAUGGAGCCCUCAAGGUUGAACCUCCUCGGAACCAAGACCCAGCUCAUCCAGACAAGCCCAAGAAACAUUCUCCCAAAAGGAGACUGCAGCAUGCCCUGGAAGACCAGAUCUAUAGAAUCUUCCGAAAGAGUCGUGUCUUGACUAAUCAGAGCAUCAACUGCCUCUUUACUGUGCCUGCCAACCAAGCUUUUGUGUACAUAGUACCCGGAAGCCAGGAGGAGGACCCAGUAGGUAUGUUGCUGGACCAACUUAGGAGUCAUUGUACUGUGAAGGACCCGGAAUCUUUGCUGGUGCCUGCACCCCUUUCUGGGCCUAGGCGAUACCAGGUGAUGAGGCAGCACAGCCGCCAGCAACUUUCCUUUCAUAUUGACAGCAGCAGUUCCAGUUCUUCAGGCCAGCUAGUGGAUUUCACUCUUCGGGAAUUCCUAUGGCAGCAUGUGGAGCUAGUCCUAAGCAAGAAAGGUUUCGAUGACAGUGUGGGCAGGAACCCACAGCCUUCCCAUUUUGAACUUCCUACUUAUCAGAAGUGGAUCUCAGCAGCUUCAAAACUAUAUGAAGUGGCUAUUGAUGGGAAAGAGGAGGACUUGAGCUCACCCACUGGGGAGCUAACAUCUAAGAUUUUAAGCAGUAUUAAAGUCUUGGAAGGGUUUUUGGAUAUUGACACAAAGUUCUCAGAAAACCGAUGCCAAAAAGCUUUACCCAUGGCCCACAGUGCCUACCAGUCAAAUUUGCCUCAUAAUUACACAAUGACUGUCCAUAAGAAUCAGCUUGCCCAGGCGCUUCGAGUGUACAGUCAACAUGCUAGAGGUCCAGCAUUUCACAAAUACGCCAUGCAGUUACAUGAGGACUGCUACAAAUUUUGGAGCAAUGGCCAUCAGCUCUGUGAGGAGAGGAGUUUAACUGAUCAACACUGUGUACACAAAUUUCACUCAUUACCUAAAUCAGGAGAAAAACCAGAGGCUGAUAGAAAUCCCCCUGUGCUAUAUCACAAUAGCCGAGCUCGAUCUACUGGUGCUUGUAACUGUGGAAGGAAACAAGCACCUCGAGAUGAUCCCUUUGAUAUCAAAGCAGCCAACUAUGACUUUUAUCAGCUUCUGGAAGAAAAAUGUUGUGGAAAAUUAGAUCAUAUCAAUUUCCCAGUAUUUGAACCAAGUACUCCGGAUCCUGCUCCUGCUAAAAAUGAAUCUUCUCCUGCUCCUCCGGAUUCAGAUGCUGAUAAACUUAAAGAAAAAGAACCUCAAACCCAAGGAGAGAGCACAAGCCUGAGUUUAGCUUUGAGUUUGGGCCAGUCCACAGAUAGCUUAGGUACCUAUCCAGCUGAUCCACAAGCAGGAGGAGAUAAUGCAGAAGUUCACGGUCAAGUAGAAGUGAAAACUGAGAAGAGACCCAACUUGGUUGAUCGACAGGCAUCCACAGUUGAGUAUCUCCCAGGCAUGCUACAUUCCAACUGCCCUAAAGGUCUGCUACCCAAGUUCUCCAGCUGGUCUUUGGUUAAACUAGGCCCUGCUAAGUCUUACAACUUUCAUACAGGUUUGGACCAACAGGGCUUCAUCCCAGGAACAAAUUAUCUUAUGCCUUGGGACAUUGUCAUCAGGACUAGAGCUGAAGACGAAGGAGACUUAGACACAAAUUCUUGGCCUGCUCCAAAUAAAGCUAUUCCUGGAAAGAGAAGUGCAGUUGUAAUGGGAAGAGGAAGACGGCGAGAUGACAUAGCUCGAGCUUUUGUGGGUUUUGAAUAUGAAGACUCUCGAGGUCGGAGAUUCAUGUGCUCUGGGCCUGACAAAGUAAUGAAAGUAAUGGGAAGUGGGCCAAAGGAAUCAGCUUUAAAAGCCCUAAAUAGCGACAUGCCCUUAUAUAUUCUGUCAUCCUCUCAAGGUAGAGGGCUGAAACCUCAUUAUGCUCAACUUAUGAGGCUUUUUGUUGUGGUUCCUGAUGCUCCUUUGCAGAUAAUAUUAAUGCCUCAGGUUCAACCAGGCCCACCACCAUGUCCAGUAUUCUACCCAGAAAAACAAGAAAUCACCCUUCCACCUGAUGGCCUUUGGGUUUUGAGAUUUCCGUAUGCAUACGUGACUGAGAGAGGCCCUUGUUUCCCUCCUAAGGAAAAUGUACAGUUAAUGAGCUACAAGCUGCUCCGUGGGGUUCUUAAGGCAGUAACACAAUAAGUGUUUUCCAGCCAGUUCAAUCCUAUACUUGAGCUGGUUUUUUUUUUUUU
Saimiri boliviensis boliviensis (Bolivian squirrel monkey) is the source of this 3059-nucleotide messenger RNA. It is a transcript of the gene SMG8, whose product is annotated as SMG8 nonsense mediated mRNA decay factor. The record is from RefSeq and is a predicted model, not a curated record. NCBI's taxonomy places the organism in Eukaryota, Metazoa, Chordata, Mammalia, Primates, Cebidae. Gene Ontology annotation, biological process: nuclear-transcribed mRNA catabolic process, nonsense-mediated decay.